Molecule: messenger RNA, 1683 nt
Organism: Adineta steineri
Lineage: Eukaryota; Metazoa; Rotifera; Eurotatoria; Adinetida; Adinetidae
Source: the annotation of a GenBank genome assembly
AUGAUGGAGAUGAAUGAUCUGUCUGAUGAGAAUUACUGUUUCAAGAGAGAAGACAAUCAUCUUGAAACAUUUACUCUUAUCUGGUUAGAGACCAAUAUCAAUUGUGAUCAAAAGCAUGAAGAUAUUGAAGAAAAGCUUCGUACUACUAUUAAUCAUAUCAAGAAAUUUGAUGAUUUGGACAAGUGUAAAAAGUACAUUGAAGAAGCAUCAAAAGAUAAUAAAUUAGUAGUUCUUAUUAGUGGUCAAUCGGGUCAACAAUUAGUCCCUUUAAUUCAUCAACUUCAGCAUAUUUCAGCAAUUUAUAUUAUUUCUGAAGACAAAAAUAAUAAAACUUGGGCUCGUGAUUUUCCUAAAUUGAAGACUGUGAAGAAAAGCCUCAAAAAUUUGACAUCGCAGAUCAAUGAAGAUUAUGCAAGACAAAGAAGAGUUCACGAAUCUGAGUGUUUCAACAUGUUCAUCGGCAUUAAUGAAGGAGGAACAUCAACAACAAGUAUCAAUGGCCAAUUUGUUUUUUCUCAACUACUUAUCGACUGUCUUCUUCGAUUAACAUCCAAUGAGAUGGAUAAAAAUGAAUUAAUCGAUUAUUAUGAGAAAGAAUACGAAGGAAGUUGUGUUCAACUCGCUAAGCUUAAUGAAUUUGAAAAGGAUUAUUCGCCUGAAAAUGCUUUAUGGUGGUAUACUCGUGAAUCAUUCUUCUAUAAGACCCUAAACGCAGCUCUACGUAAGCAGACUAUUGACAUAAUGUUCUUGUAUCGUUCGUACAUUUCUGAUAUACAUCGACAAUUACAACAUCAUCAAUUAAUGUGCCCUAUUCAAGUUUAUCGGAGCCAGUUGAUGUCGACUAGUGAGCUAAACUAUCUUCAACAGCAAAAAGGUCAACUUGUUUCUGUAAAUUCGUUUCUUUCCACCUCUACUGAUCGUGAAGUAGCUGACAUAUAUACGGGUGACACAACUCAGUACAAGAAUUUAGAACGAGUUUUAUUUGAGAUUGAUGCUGAUCCUAAAGUAGUCACAACGAAACCUUUUGCUGACAUUAGCAGACUUAGUCAUUUCCGUGAGGAAUCAGAGGUAUUGUUUAUGCUUGGCUCAAUUUUUCGUAUUGAAUCCAUCAAUUGUACUAAUCAACUCUGGACGAUUCAUAUGUCCUUAUGCCGUGAUGACGAACACGAUUUGAAGGAAGUUCUUGAAUAUAUGAAGAAACAAAAUGGUAUUGAACAGACGAAUCUAUGUACAUGGAGCAAGAUCCUAUUAAAGAUAGGCAAAUUCGAUCUGGCGAAAAAGUACUAUAUUCGUUGUGUCAAUGAACUCUUAGAUAAUGAUCCUUUACUUCUCAUGGCAUAUGAAGGACUUGCUGAUAUUGCUUAUCAACAAAAUGACUAUGAUGAAACUAUAAAAUGGCAGCAAAAAUUAAAUGAUUUCAAAGAUCGAAUGACACCAGCACCAAAAGUCAGCAAAUGGAAACAAAAUGGCAUCACUGUGGCUGGUGGAAAUGGACAAGGACCCCAAUUAAAUCAACUCCAUGGCCCUCGCGGAAUCUUUAUUGAUACAAAGAAAAAUAUUUUCAUUGCUGAUUUUUAUAAUCAUCGUAUUAUUGAAUGGAAAAACAAUGCAAAAGAAGGACAAAUCAUUGUCGGUAUUAAUGGGCAAGGAAAUCGUAUGGAUCAAUUGGAUCAUCCAACAGAU